CGGGCCUCACCAGUCCCGCGAGUGCUCUUUAAGGACUGCCAGACCAUAAUGAAGGUUCUUUUACUGAAAGAUGCUAAGGGGGAUGACUGUGGCCAGGAUCCGUAUAUCAGGGAAUUAGGAUUAUAUGGACUUGAAGCCACUUUAAUCCCUGUUUUAUCAUUUGAGUUUUUGUCUCUUCCCAGUUUCUCUGAGAAGCUGUCUCAUCCUGAAUGUUAUGGGGGACUCAUUUUUACCAGCCCCAGAGCAGUGGAAGCCAUGGAGUUGUGUUUGGAAAAGCACAAUAAAACUGAAGUCUGGGAAAAGUGUCUGAAAGGAAAAUGGAAUGCUAAGCCAGUGUACGUGGUUGGAAAUGCUACUGCUUCUCUAGUGAAUAAAAUGGGCCUGAAUACAGAAGGAGAAAACUGUGGAAAUGCAGAAAAACUUGCAGAAUAUAUUUGUUCCAGGGAGUCAUCAGCAUUGCCUCUUCUGUUUCCCUGUGGAACCCUCAAAAGAGAAGUCCUACCGAAAAUGCUCAAGGAGAAAGGGAUUACCAUGGAAAGCAUAACUAUCUAUCAGACAAUUCCACACCCAGGAAUCCAAGAGAACCUGAACAGCUAUUAUUCCCAGCAGGGCAUUCCAGCCAGUAUCACCUUUUUCAGUCCCUCUGGCCUCACAUACAGCCUCAAGCAUAUUCAAGAGUUAUCUGGUGAAAGCAUUGACCAAAUUAAGUUCAUAGCCAUCGGCCCCACCACAGCUCGUGCCCUAGCCUCCCAGGGCCUGCCCGUCAGCUGUACUGCAGAGAGCCCCACGCCACAAGCCCUGGCCACUGGCCUCAGGAAGGUGCUGCAGACCCAGGGCUGCUGCUGAGUCAGCUCCCCCAGUGCCCUUGGCCUCAUGCAGCCCUCCAGGGCACAUCAUCUCCCCUAUGGGGCCUACAGCAUGGAGCCAAGCACCAGUCAAGGUCUCUCAGGAAACCACCAGCAUCAGACUCCUACCUCAAGCCUGAGUGGACCCACCUAGAGAUGAGGAAUCAAGACUUGGGGCUGGAAUUGGACACACAUGCACAUGACUGCCCUCCUUGGAGACCAACUUGGACUCUAUCUAAGCCUGUGUGCACACAAGCUCCCAGGCCCUUGGGAAAGCUUCCUGUGCCUAGCAGGAAGGAAAUAAAAUAAACCACACUGACUGCUCGGACUUACUGAGUAUGCAUUGUU
Molecule: messenger RNA, 1193 nt
Organism: Tupaia belangeri chinensis (Chinese tree shrew)
Lineage: Eukaryota; Metazoa; Chordata; Mammalia; Scandentia; Tupaiidae
Gene: UROS
Product: uroporphyrinogen III synthase
Exons: 10
Coding region: 49-846 (265 amino acids)
Biological process (GO): uroporphyrinogen III biosynthetic process
Cellular component (GO): cytosol
Molecular function (GO): uroporphyrinogen-III synthase activity
Source: RefSeq, a predicted model, not a curated record